Molecule: messenger RNA, 3871 nt
Organism: Puntigrus tetrazona (Sumatra barb)
Lineage: Eukaryota; Metazoa; Chordata; Actinopteri; Cypriniformes; Cyprinidae
Product: C-type mannose receptor 2
Exons: 13
Coding region: 2310-3686 (458 amino acids)
Source: RefSeq, a predicted model, not a curated record
UCAACUGUCACAGCACCUUCAUAAUUAUCUUUGAAAAUAUGUAGUCAGCAUUCAAUACUAAUAAGUAGCUGCAACUUCAUUCUAAUCUAAUGAAAUGUGCUGCAGAAGAUUUUGGGAGAACGCGACGACGUUGUUUCUCAAGGGUAGAGCAGACAACAGGCUAAACAACAUUCUUAAAACACAGAGUGCUUUUAAAACGGUCAGACUCUAAUCGCACAGCAAGGAGUAGGAACGUUUUAAGCCUAUAUUGCGGAGGAAGGAAAAUAAGGCUGUAUGGACCAUGAGUUUCUCACACACUGAGCUUGGUGUUUUGCUGCUGAAAUUACAACAUCAUGGUUUUCUUUCUCCUUGUUGUCUUUGGAAUUUUGUCCUCCACUUCGAGCCAAAUAUCUCACCAGUAUCAUUUCAUAAAUAUCAGAAAGAACUGGAGCGAUGCUCAGAGAUUCUGCCGUGAGACGUACACAGACCUGGCGACUGUGAAUAAUGUAGAAGAGAUGAACAGCUUGUUCAAAACCGUAAAUGAUAAUUCAUAUGAUGUGUAUACUGGACUUUAUAGAAGUGAAGUGUUCAAAUGGCACUGGACCCUGUCAGACAGUGUGUACGAUGAAAAGACAUACCAAAACUGGGAAAAAAAUCAACCAGAUACAAAUAAUAAUGAGGGCUGUGCUGCAAUGGACAACAAUGGGAAAUGGUUUAGUGAUAGCUGUGAUGCACAAAGGCAAUUUGUCUGCUUCAAUGUUACAGCGAAAAAGACGUUUAUCCUGAUUGAGCAGAACAAAUCUUGGAGGGAAGCCCUAGAAUUUUGCCGAACUUUUCACACAGAUCUAGUGAAUGUCAGAACCUCCUCAGAAAAUCAAGAAGUCAAAAACUCUGCAAAAAACAAUGUAUGGAUCGGACUAUUUAAAGAUCCUUGGUUAUGGUCGGAUCAGAGCAACUCUUCGUUCCGUUUCUGGAAUUCAAGUCAAUUAAGUAACAACAGAAAAGACAGGGACUGUGUUACAGUGAUGGUGAACCAAACGGGGAAAUGGAAUGAUAUUCAAUGCAACACAACCCAGCCCUUCAUCUGUCAUGGCGAUCUGAGAUCUCAAACAACUACUAAACCAGCUAUAUUGCCAACGCCAACGUUAAACGCUCCCCCUACAGCUACCCCAGCAACAACUGAUACAAUACAAUACAAUACAAGCACACAACCAACACAAAUACUCACUACAGGUCCAGAGCAAGAUAACCUGAUUCUGGUCCGUGAGAACCUGACGUGGACAGAAGCUGCGAGUUACUGCAGAAAGCACCACGUGGACCUGGUCUCCAUUCACAGCGAGGAGCUUCAGAACAGGACGGCGAGAAAAGCCAUCCAGGCCUCUACUUCUCACGUAUGGCUGGGUCUCCGUUACACCUGCACCUUCAACUUCUGGUUCUGGAUAAAGAACAGAGAAGCAGGCUGUUACCAGAACUGGGCGCCUGGUCAUGGGCCACGUGGUUAUGAGGAGUGUGGGCUGUCAGGAGCUAUAGAGUCCACUGGAGGGCACCGUUGGGUCGGGAGACCGGAGACCGAAAGAUUCAAUUUCAUCUGCCAAAUAUGUACUGGUGCGUUCUGACCACAAAGAACAACGGCAAACUGUGAAAAAGCAGUCCGCGAGAAACUGCUUGUCCUGCACUUUUAUUAUACGAUUGCAUCAAAACACAUUAUUACAUACAUUAUUUCGCAUCCGGUCUAUGAAUUGUUGAAUAAUACCAGCAGACAUGUGACCUGUAUCUGAACACAGUGUCUGAUUAAGGAUCUUUCAGAUUCUUUCAUUUUAAUUUGCUUGUUCUUACCGUGACUGUAAUGUUUGUAGUAGCACAUAUACUGUCAGGGUUGUGUCAGAGGGAGAAAGAUAAAGGAGACAUCAGGCGCAAUCAAAACCUCUUGUUUCAAUAUUAACAAAGGCAGAAGAACGAUGGAAAACACAACUUAAAACUACAGUGACUACACAACCGAAGACAGAACACAAACAUGACAUAUACAUUCUGCAUAUUGUAAUAUGAAUGGUUUUUUUAAGAUACUGUACUAAUAUGAAUGAAAUAUAAUAUUUGCUCAGGAAGUGUGUUGCAAAAUAUAAUGCUAAUUUCCUGCGGUUUUAGACCUUCUCACAAAAGUAUGUAAAUGUUUUCCUAUUAUGAGGUACUUAGAACAGUGAUCAAAGAUCUCUUUGUGUUUUGUGCCCUUUUCUGCAUCAGUAGUGGUUUUCAUUUGCAUUUCAGUCUAGAUCUGUCAUUUUAAAGGAAAAGAUUGUAAGAAUAGUGUCAUUUUCGUGAGCGCUUCCACCAUCAUGCUGUUCAUACGUCUAACUGCCUUAGGAGUGAGAUUUGUUAUUAUAAAAAGAAAGAUUGUAAAAAGAAUUGUAAUAUUGUGUCAUUUCUAUGAGCGCUGCUCCAUCAUGCUGUUCAUAUUUCUUGCUGCCUUAGUGCUUUUGUCCUUCACUUCGAGCCAAAUAUCUCACCGGUAUCACUUCGUAAAUAUCAGAAAGAACUGGAGCGAUGCUCAGAGAUUCUGCCGUGAGAUGUACACAGACCUGGCGACUGUGAAUAAUGCAGAAGAGAUGAACAGCUUGCUCAGAAACAUAACUGAUGUUUCGCAUGAUGUGUAUAUUGGACUUUAUAGAAGUGAAGUGUUCAAAUGGCACUGGACCCUGUCAGACAGUUUCUACAACGAACAGAUAUUCAAAAAUCGGAAAAAUAACAAAGCGGAUAUAAAUAAUGAGGGCUGUGCGGUAAUGAACAGCAACUGGCAAUGGUUUAAUAAUAGCUGUGACUCAAAAAGACAAUUUGUGUGCUUUAGUGCAGAAGCCAAUGAAAAGUAUAUCCUGAUUAGGAAGGAUACUUCUUGGAGCGAGGCCCAAGAAUAUUGCAGAACCUUUUACACAGAUUUAGGCAAUGCCACAAAAAAUGAUGGCAAGGACCCUAAAACAAUGACUGACGUAUGGAUCGGACUGUUUAAAGAUGCCUGGUCGUGGUCAGAUCAGAGCAACUUUUCAUUUCGUUUUUGGAAUAUCAACCUGCCGAAACCCAUCGGCAGACACCGCAACUGUACUGUAGUGAUGGUGAACCGAACAGGGAGAUGGAAAAGCAUCCGAUGUGACACCACUCUGCCCUUCAUCUGUCACGGUGAUCUUAAACCAACCACUAAACCAGCAACCACAACCAGACAGAAUCCAAGUGCAUCUCUCAAAUCUAUUCCUGGAUCAGCAACAACACAGAACAGACCACUUCAAAACACAACCGAUGCGGGAUAUACAAACAGUAAGACAAUGCAAAUAAUCACAAGUGCAGAGCAAGAUAACCUGAUUCUGGUCCGUGAGAACCUGACGUGGACAGAAGCUGCGAGUUACUGCAGAAAGCACCACGUGGACCUGGUCUCCAUUCACAGCGAGGAGCUUCAGAGCAGGACGGCGAGAAAAGCCAUCCAGGCCUCUACUUCUCACGUAUGGCUGGGUCUCCGUUACACCUGCACCUUCAACUUCUGGUUCUGGAUAAAGAACAGAGAAGCAGGCUGCUACCAGAACUGGGCGCCUGGUCAUGGGCCACGUGGUUAUGAGGAGUGUGGGCUGUCAGGAGCUAUGGAGUCCACUGGAGGGCACCGUUGGGUCGGGAGACCGGAGACAGAAAGAUUCAAUUUCAUCUGCCAAAUAUGUACUGGUGCGUUCUGACCACAAAAAGAGAAGAGACUGAAUGACUGAGGGCGCUCCUCAAAUGGAAGGUUGCAUCCUGUGUCCCUCUUAGUUCAGUCCUCCUUGCAUUAAACACUAGAAUGAGAUGGUCUAGUAGCCUUGCACACGGUUGUUUCCAUCAAUACCGUCAAAGGACAAAAAUACUAAUAAUACAUAGAAAAAUG